Mesorhabditis spiculigera is the source of this 225-nucleotide messenger RNA. Lineage: Eukaryota; Metazoa; Nematoda; Chromadorea; Rhabditida; Rhabditidae. The record is from the annotation of a GenBank genome assembly.
AUGGCCACCGAAAAUGGAACGCAACGAAUGAAGCCGCCACUGAUACUAGCUUUACUUGGCGCGGUAACCGGUCGUCUGACUGAGGUGAAACACGCGCUUCGUUCUUCCCCAUGCGGUUCACGAUCAACGACGCCCACAUUCUCCGGCAAUUUGAAGUGUGUCGCACGGCAAUUGUCGCGUUGCCUCCUAGCCGGACAGACUGGCGCUGCAGUCUGGCUCACGUUG